AAUCAAGGGAAAGAAGUCAAAAAACUAAAUUAAACUGGGAAUUAAGCGAAGAACUGAUAAAUUAGUGAAAAGUAGUGUUUUUCAAGUCGAACGAGUCACGCAAGUGUACCAAGUGAGAAAAGACUUGUGGAAUCAUCGUCAACAACAGUAGGGUGUGUCAACUGAUUCACUGUGCAAGUCCCCGAGCUACGUUUCGUGUGUUCAUACGGAGUGGAAAACUGAUCGUGACGACGACCAAAAGAUGGCACGGCAAUUGAAUCCUAAUCAGCAAAAGAUUGCUGAAAAACUCAUCAUCCUGAACGACCGUGGUGUUGGUAUAUUGACCCGAAUCUACAACAUCAAGAAGGCUUGCGGUGAUACCAAGUCCAAGCCGGGGUUUUUAUCAGAAAAGUCCCUAGAAUCAUCCAUCAAGUUCAUCGUAAAACGCUUCCCAAACAUCGACAUCAAAGGAUUGACAGCGAUUGCUAGCAUCAAAACGGAAAUAAUCAAAUCCCUCUCUCUGUACUAUUAUACCUUCGUCGAUUUGCUAGACUUUAAAGACAAUGUGUGCGAGAUAUUGACCACAAUGGAUGCGCUCCAGAUACAUCUGGACAUAACUCUCAACUUUGAGCUUACCAAAAACUAUCUCGAUCUCGUAACGACCUAUGUAUCAUUGAUGAUACUGCUAUCACGCGUGGAGGACCGGAAAGCUGUGCUUGGCUUGUUCAAUGCUGCGUAUGAAAUGCAAAACAAUCAAAGUGAUCAAGCCUUCCCACGCCUUGGUCAGAUGAUCAUCGAUUACGACGUGCCAGUGAAAAAGUUGGCCGACGAAUUCAUUCCACACCAACGGUUGCUGUCUAGCGCGAUCAACUCGUUGACGAAAAUUUACUCAAUGCGAAACCUUAGUGCGGAAAAGUGGCGUGAGUUGCAGGUGCUUAGUCUGAUCGGAACUCCUGCCAUGUUGCUGAAGGCUACGAAAACGGAUACUAUGUCCUGUGAAUACAUAUCGCUCGAAACGCUUGACCGGUGGGUUAUCUUUGGGCUAAUGCUAAACCAUCAGGCACUCGGGCAGCAGGGUUUGAUAAACAACAUGUGGGUAUCGGCCCUUGACUCAAGCUGGGUUAUUGCCCUGUUCCGGGAUGAAGUUAUUUAUAUCCACCAGUAUAUCCAGAGCAAUUUUGAAGGAUUAAAGGGAUACGGAAAGCGGAUAUCCGAAGUGAAAGAGUGCUACAACCAGGCGAUCCAAAAAGCAGCUCUGUUACAUCGAGAGCGUCGUAAGUUUCUGCGCACCGCACUAAAAGAGCUGGCCCUUAUUAUGACGGAUCAACCGGGAUUACUGGGGCCUAAAGCUCUGCUCGUAUUCAUCGGCCUUUGCUACGCACGAGACGAGAUACUUUGGUUGUUACGCCACAACGAUAAUCCACCGGUGGUGAAGAGUAAGGGCAAAUCCACGGAAGAUCUCGUUGAUCGACAUCUGCCUGAGCUUCUGUUUCACAUGGAAGAACUACGUGCCCUUGUGCGCAAGUACAGUCAGGUCAUGCAGCGCUACUAUGUUCAAUACCUCUCUGGAUACGACGCGAUUGAUUUAAGCUUUCGAAUGCAACAGCUGCAAAUGUGCCCUGAGGACGAAAGUAUCGUACUAUCGUCACUUUACAAAACGGCCACCAGCCUUUCGGUUAAACAGGUCGAAGACAACGAGGUCUUCGAUUUUCGCGCAUUCCGUCUCGACUGGUUCCGCCUGCAGACGUUCAUGAGCGCCAAGUCAGCUGUACGUAUUACAGAUUUCACUGAACUGGCUCGACUGUUGGAUUCAAUGGUUUUCCAUACGAAAAUGGUUGAUUAUCUGGACGAGUCGCUGGUGGAAACUUCAGACCUUUCCAUUUUUUGCUUCUAUAACAAAAUGUUCGAAGACCAGUUUCACAUGUGUCUCGAGUUUCCAGCCCAAAAUCGGUAUAUCAUUGCAUUUCCACUAAUCUGUAGUCACUUCCAAAACUGUACGCACGAGAUGUGCCCCGAAGAGCGACAUCACAUUCGCGAACGCUCCCUAUCGGUUGUGAACAUGUUUCUGGAUGAGAUGGCAAAGGAAGCGAAGAAUAUCAUCACAACGAUCUGCGAUGAGCAAUGCAUGAUGGCAGAUGCCUUGUUGCCAAAACAUUGUGCAAAAAUUCUUUCCUCAUCGGCUAGCCGCAAGAAAAAAGACAAAAGCAAGAAGCAUUUAGACGACAUUAGGAGACCUGGCGAUGAAAGCUAUCGCAAGACGCGCGAGCUACUAACUACAAUGGACAAGCUGCAUAUGGCCCUUACUGAGCUGUGCUUUGCCAUCAACUACUGUCCCACAGUGAACGUUUGGGAAUACGCGUUUGCUCCACGUGAGUAUCUCUGUCAGCAUCUCGAGACGCGUUUUUCACGAGCCCUCGUAGGAAUGGUGAUGUACAGUGCGGAUACGUCGGAGAUUGCAAAACCAUCAGAAUUAUUGGCUUCUGUGCGUGCCUAUAUGAAUGUCUUGCAAACGGUAGAGAACUACGUGCACAUCGACAUCACCCGCGUGUUCAAUAAUUGUCUACUACAGCAGACGCAACCCCAGGAUAGUCAUGGUGAGAAGACAAUAGCUGCGCUCUAUAACACAUGGUAUUCGGACGCGCUGUUGCGGAAAGUAAGCGGUGGAAACAUCGUAUUUUCACUCAAUCAGAAAGCCUUCGUUUCGAUAACUCCGGAGGGAUACAUUCCAUUCAAUCCUGAGGAAUUUUCUGACUUCAAUGAACUGCGGGCACUGGCCGAAUUGAUUGGUCCAUACGGGAUUCGGCUGCUUAAUGAAUCCCUUAUGUGGCACAUCGCCAAUCAGGUUCAGGAACUGAAACGUCUUGUAGUGCAGAACAAAGAGGUGCUUAUGAUACUACGUAGUAACUUCGACAAACCCGAAAUCAUGAAGGAACAAUUCAAGCGGCUGCAACAAGUCGACAAUCUGCUGCAACGCAUGACAAUAAUAGGCGUAAUAUUGAGCUUCCGCCAGCUCGCCCAGGAAGCGCUCGUAGAUGUGUUGGAGCAGCGCGUUCCCUUUUUAUUGUCAUCGGUGAGGGACUUCCAGGAACACGUUCCAGGAGGAGAUCCUUUGAAAACCGUGUCAGAGAUGGCGUCUGCCGCCGGUCUCAAGUGUAGGGUUGAUCCAGCAUUGUCCAGCGCGCUAAAGGCUCAAAAACCAGAGCCCGACGAGAGCGAUCAUCUCAACAUUUGCCUUCUGAUGGUUUUUGUUGCGGUGAGCAUCCCUAAGCUUGCCAAAAAUGAAAAUUCCUUUUACCGCGCCUCAUUGGAUGCCCAUACGAACAAUACACACUGUAUGGCUGUCGCUAUAAAUAACAUUUUUGGUGCCAUGUUCACUAUCUGUGCACAGAAUGAUAUCGAGGAUCGAAUGAAGGAGUUCCUUGCCCUCGCCAGCUCUUCCUUGCUGCGCCUUGGCCAGGAGUCGGACAAGGAGGCCAUUAAAAACCGGGAAUCAAUUUAUCUGCUACUUGAUCAAAUUGUGCAGGAAUCUCCGUUCCUCACAAUGGACCUCCUGGAAUCUUGCUUUCCUUACGCGCUGAUUCGAAACGCGUAUCACGCCGUUUAUAAACAGGAACAGUUGAUGCACUGAAAAAAUCUUCCAUUUCGUUAGGGGCUCAGUUACAUGUUCUGCAACGUCGCUCGGCUGAUCCGAGUUAAGUCGCAUUUCUUUUUCAACAGAUGUGGUAUUGUGUAGCGCGUCUUGCUAGCCCAUUUAACUAUUGUUUGCGUAGGAGAACCUAUGGAAUCAUUCAAUCUGAAAACUACGCUAAUCUAAUCAUAUGAUAGUAUUGUAAUCUUAUAAUUAUAAGACGUUCGACCUUUUUGUAUUUAUAAUAUUCAAUAAACAUGUAUAAGAAUAAACUUGACUAUUCUUACGACCGUUCAA
Anopheles darlingi is the source of this 3904-nucleotide messenger RNA. It is a transcript of the gene Hem, whose product is annotated as membrane-associated protein Hem. The record is from RefSeq and is a predicted model, not a curated record. Gene Ontology annotation, biological process: cell migration; neuron projection morphogenesis; cell projection assembly. The transcript has 2 exons. Bases 242 to 3607 code for a protein of 1121 amino acids. Gene Ontology annotation, cellular component: SCAR complex. Lineage: Eukaryota; Metazoa; Arthropoda; Insecta; Diptera; Culicidae.